Molecule: messenger RNA, 1017 nt
Organism: Endocarpon pusillum Z07020
Lineage: Eukaryota; Fungi; Ascomycota; Eurotiomycetes; Verrucariales; Verrucariaceae
Exons: 4
Coding region: 1-1017 (338 amino acids)
Source: RefSeq, a predicted model, not a curated record
AUGGCACCUACUGAGACGAUCAGCUCUCGUCUUGUUUAUCGGCAGACAGAGAGAAAUUUUGGCAGCUGGCGCACUCGUGCUACAGACGAUGCAUUCAUACUGGAGGCGUGGAGCGAGGGUUGCAUGGUCGGAGCAUUGAUGAUCAUGUCCUGCGUAACUGUGGCCAAUAUGAGAAGAGGGGUUUUGCUUCACAAGUUGAUCCUUCUCGAGCUGUUGCUCGCUAUCACACACGGAACCUUCUGCUUCAUGGCCUUCGAAGGUUAUGGCUGGUACCUCUCAUCCACAGCAGCAUUGUUAUACUGCUCAUAUUUCCUCCACAAUAUCGUGGCAUGGGUCAAGAUCAGACCCUUCUUCGUCGAACCGCGAUCUCUAUUCCAGCCCAGGACGGCCAAGAUUGUGCGCAGGGUAUACCUCACCACGCUGGCCCUGACCAUACCCCCGAUGAUUUUCCAGAUUGUGAACAACUUUCUGUUCUUUAAUAACAAGAGCGAAAUGUACAACAAGAUCCGGCCAGCCGAGCCUCUUUUCAGAGAUCCCUGGUGGAUAUUUACCUGUCUCGCCCUCUUCCACGUUAUCCGGAAAUGCUACGGCUCUUCCGUGUUUGCUUUGAUCGCUCGAUGUCCUCGUUUCGGCAUCCUCCUCGCUGCCAUAUGCCUUUCCAUAGUUUUUACUCUCAUGGACACAUUCGCGACCUUGAUUCCGCAGGUCCGAGGAGUUGUGAAUGGUAUUAAUCCGUACUGGAAGCUAGCCUUGAUUUUCAAGUGUCUCACAGACAACAUCAUGUUGGACGACUUCAAGACCGAAUUACAGAGACUAGGUGGAGGUACCAACCUAGAAAGAGAUAUAGGACCACCGCCCAGUCCGCGACCUCUCCCACGCACAAUGGAAAAGUCAUCGGACGACCACAUCGAAGUGACACAUGCUUUUGAUGCGCAGGAUAGAGAUUGGGACUGGUUGGAUAUCAAUCCCCCGAAAGCGAUUCAUCAACCAUUCAGCAUUUCCCGCUCGCUUCCAUAG